Molecule: messenger RNA, 20831 nt
Organism: Coregonus sp. 'balchen'
Lineage: Eukaryota; Metazoa; Chordata; Actinopteri; Salmoniformes; Salmonidae
Source: the annotation of a GenBank genome assembly
AUGGGUGAUAAGAAGGUCCCUGGUGGCCACAGGGGACAUAGUCUCCUCCACAACCAUAUCCAUGGACUGAAAUGGCUACUUCAGGGAUGCUGGUGUCAGAUCAUCUACCUCUACCGUUGUGCCCUUGAUCAAGACACUUAACCCCAAAAAUAGCUUUCUAUCUACGGACGCUGCACCGCAGCUAACUCUCCUCCUCUUGAAGACAAAUUCCUUUCUAACCAAACAGACAAACUACUGUAUCUCAUUCUAAUCUACUCCCUCUCUGCCUCCCCAGGCGUUUGGCCAGGCCUACUCCAAUCAGCGUAAGGUGGCGGAGGAUGGCGAGAGCAAUGAGGAGUCGCUGCUGCAGGAGUCGGCGUCUAAGGAAGCCUUCUACAUGGGCCGGCUGUUGGAGCUGCAGACGGAUCUGAAGCUGAGCCGCUCGGUGGCGUCCAACGCAUCCAACGAGAGCGAAAGGCUCAACGCCGUGCUUCAGGAGCACAAAGAGGUAGAGACUUUUGUCCACUGAUGUCACUCACUCACACCUCAGACUAGUGUCAUGCUGUAAUACAGUUUGAGCUGUAGGACGGUAUUUGGGUCAAAGGUGAGAGAAAGAAAUGUCAACAGAAUUAAAUUUUUUCACUUUUGAUACAAAAACCAUACUACAGCUAAAACUCUAUUACACUUUUGAUGUUCCCCUUAGAGUGUUACAUAUGCAGUUUCAAGGUUUGUUGCAAUACAUAAUUGUUAAAAAUAUGAUUGUUAUAAGAUUGUUACAUUUAGUCAUUCGGUGCAACCAUGAAUGUAAAAAAAAAAGAAGUGUAAGACAAAACAGUACAGAUAAAAAAAACUGGUAAAAACUGUGUGCAGGUAAGGUUAAAAGCCCAAAAGGGCUUAAAUGAAAACCACACCACAAAUAUAAGUACAAAAAUCAGUUAAACAAUCAGUUAAACAAGGCAUAUUAAUUAAUAUUGUACGUGAUAUACAAUUAGUCUAAAAUAUUCAACAUCUAUGAGGUUAGAAGUUACACACACAUUUUUUUUCACAUUUCACUGGGCAACCCCUCAUUUUGAAUGACUGUUAACUACAACUUAUGUUAGGGAAAUGAAAACCAUAUGAAAUUGAACAAAAACAUUUCUGUUAUCGGCUGAGCUUCUCUCUGGAUUUUUUAGACAAUAAAAUAAUGUCAUUGUUUUUUAAUAAUAAUAAUAAUAAUAUUAUGCCAUUUAGCAGAUGCUUUUAUCCAAAGUGACUUACAGUCAUGUGCGCAUACAUUUUUACGUAUGGGUGGUCCCGGGGAUCGAACUCACUACCCUGGCGUUACAAGCGCCAUGCUCUACCAAUUGAGCUACAUUAAAAACACUGGUUGUACGUAUGACUUUUCUCACAUAAACAUGCUUUACAGGCGACUGCUUGUGCACCCAUGUGAAAACUUGACUUUGACCUCAAGUGUGUAUCUUAAGUAUUCAAAUAAAAUGUAAGGUUGUCCAAUAAUUCACAUUUUUUAUUGUUUUUUAGCGGUUGGACCGAAUGAUGAUUGAGGGUCUCUCACAGGCAUCUUCAUGAUGUCACAUCCUGUCACAUGAGUAUCAUCAUGUGAUUUGAUCCAAAAUUGUGACUUUUGUCAGUUGCACCAAACGAUAAUCAUGAAGGACAUUUUUCCAGACAAAAGUAUUUAAAGUAUUUAAAACCUUUCUGCAUAAACUAUCUUACCCAUAUAGCAGUAUAGUGGUAUACACCCUUACAAAAUCAUGCCAGAAUAAUCUUUUGCCAGGUUUAUUAUGAUUUAAGAUGUUUUAUUAACAUUUAUCUACAUUACCUUUGCCUUCGGACGGUUGCUCCUAAUCCCACAUUUUUUUUACUUCAGAGCACCAAAAGUAACACUUUUUUUUCUUCACAUUUCACCAUUAACUCUUUUAGGACUCAUAUAAAAGAGAAAGGGCAAAGUUACAUUAUGUAAAAUUUGUAAACAUGAAGUCUUGACUUUGGAAAAUAUUUCAUUCAGCCACCAACAUUUACACGUCAUGCCAUUGGCCCUUUUACAUGUUUUACUGUGUAGGCUACUGUGAAUCCACAAUGUGAGGUUCUGUACACAAUUUAGCCUACAGGCUAGUGUAAUGUCACACAUUAAGAUUUUAUUUGUAGAUUAACAUGAGGUGCAUCUUGCUACCCUGCUGAUAGGGAGCUGCUGUUUUGUUGCUGUUUGUGUCAAACUCUAUGUGAGGUACUGUAGCGGUCACAGGGUCACUCUAAAGGGCGGAUAGGGGUCAUGCAGAGAGUAACUGUGUGGAAUGUGCAUGGAGUGUGUGUGUGUGUGUGUGUGUGCAAGCAUACAUGCCUGUGUUUGUGGGGGGGCUACGUACAUGUGUGUGUCAGCAGAGGCAGAGGGGUUCAGGCCAGGGUCAGACGCUGCUGCGGACACGACCCCAUUGUGGAGGGCAAAUCCGGUGCUAAGCUAGGGAAUAAGAAAAAUGCCCUGAGCUCGGCACAUGUGCAUCCCUGAGUGAGCCAGGCUGCUCUCUCAUCACACAGUGCAGGACAAUCUGUGCCCUCCGAGCCCGGGGGGGCCAGCAGUUCAUUCACUAGUUAGAUUAGCUGCUUCACACGCUGUUGGCAGGAACCGCUGUGGUCGCACAGUCACUGUUUGUGUCCGCUUCACUUGUCAUUCCAAGCAUUCCAAAAAUGUGAGUUCAGUUAUUGUGAAUCCAAUUUUUGUAAAAUAUCAAUAUAAUUAGUUUUGGAUGUUUAAGAUUAUAAAUAAUGUAACCAAGUAACAAAGUCUAAAACGGGUCGGCAACAGACGACCCCAAAGUUUUUGGCAAAAAUAUUUUCUUUAUUUGUAUUAUUUUAAUUUUAUUUAGGGGUCUAAAAUGACUAAAAUCACCAGGAAUUCAGCAAAAAAAAAAAAAAGGAUUUAGGAAAAAAAAAAAAAAAGACGUGAUCGUGUCUCAAUGUAAUCAUGGUAUGAAAUGAUUGUUUUUGAAAAUAACAAUCUCUUUUUGGGCUUAGUUGUGGUCAAUUUGCAGUGUACAAAUUAUUAUAAAUAUGUUUCGGCCCUCCGACCAUCCGCUUCGACAAAAAUCAGCCCGCGGCUGAAUCUAGUUGCCUGUUUGUGAUAUCUUUACUAGGCCUAAUUGAAUCAGCCUAGUAAAAUGUCUCAGCCACUUCUCACGUGCACCUCUUUCAUGUGCACCUGUUACCUGUUUGCUUCGUGACCUGGGUGGCCUUUGGCUCUUUGAUGAUCUGCUGAUUAGCCUGUUGCUUUGCUGUGUGGGUCUCCUUUGCCUGUGUGGUGCAUAUUAAUUAGAAGAAAGUCUAUUUUUAAUGUGCUGCAGCCACACAAGGGGUUUCAUUUGUCUCUAACUGGAUCUAAUCAACUGGUUUAAUAUGGAUCCCAAACAGAUUCUAAAGAUGUAAGAUCUUAAUUUGAUCACUCUUUUUUUUUUAUCCUGUUUCUGCAAGGUAUAUAUUAUAUAGGCCUAAUUAAGAUCCUAAAUUUGUAUCUCGGAAAAUCUAAGGAAUGUAGUGAAGAAGUGUUUACAGUGAGGGAAAAAAGUAUUUGAUCCCCUGCUGAUUUUGUAUGUUUGCCCACUGACAAAGAAAUGAUCAGUCUAUAAUUUUAAUGGUAGGUUUAUUUGAACAGUGAGAGACAGAAUAACAACAAAGAAAUCCAGAAAAAUGCAUGUCAAAAAUGUUAUAAAUUGAUUUGCAUUUUAAUGAGGGAAAUAAGUAUUUGACCCCCUCUCAAUCAGAAAGAUUUCUGUCUCCCAGGUGUCUUUUAUACAGGGAACGAGCUGAGAUUAGGAGCACUCUCUUAAAGGAGUGCUCCUAAUCUCAGCUUGUUACCUGUAUAAAAGACACCUGUCCACAGAAGCAAUCAAUCAAUCAGAUUCCAAACUCUCCACCAUGGCCAAGACCAAAGAGCUCUCCAAGGAUGUCAGGGACAAGAUUGUAGACCUACACAAGGCUGGAAUGGGCUACAAGACCAUCGCCAAGCAGCUUGGUGAGAAGGUGACAACAGUUGGUGCAAUUAUUCGCAAAUGGAAGAAACACAAAAUAACUGUCAAUCUCCCUCGGCCUAGGGCUCCAUGCAAGAUCUCAACUCAAGGAGUUAAAUGAUCAUGAGAACGGUGAGGAAUCAGCCCAGAACUACACGGGAGGAUCUUGUCAAUGAUCUCAAGGCAGCUGGGACCAUAGUCACCAAGAAAACAAUUGGUAACACACUACGCCGUGGAACUCUGAAAUCCUGCAGCGCCCGCAAGGUCCCCCUGCUCAAGAAAGCACAUAUACAGGCCCGUCUGAAGUUUGCCAGUGAACAUCUGAAUGAUUCAGAGGAGAACUGGGUGAAAGUGUUGUGGUCAGAUGAGACCAAAAUCCAGCUCUUUGGCAUCAACUCAACUCGCCGUGUUUGGAGGAGGAGGAAUGCUGCCUAUGACCCCAAGAACACCAUCCCCACCGUCAAACAUGGAGGUGGAAACGUUAUGCUUUGGGGGUGUUUUUCUGCUAAGGGGACAGGACAACUUCACCACAUCAAAAGGACGAUGGACGGGGCCAUGUACCGUCAAAUCUUGGGUGAGAACCUCCUUCCCUCAGCCAGGGCAUUGAAAAUGGGUUGUGGAUGGGUAUUCCAGCAUGACAAUGACCCAAAACACACGGCCAAGGCAACAAAAGAGUGGCUCAAGAAGAAGCACAUUAAGGUCCUGGAGUGGCCUAGCCAGUCUCCAGACCUUAAUCCCAUAGAAAAUCUGUAUAGGGAGCUGAAUGUUCGAGUUGCCAAACGUUAGCCUCAAAACCUUAAUGACUUGGAGAAGAUCUGCAAAGAGGAGUGGGACAAAAUCCCUCCUGAGAUGUGUGCAAACCUGGUGGCCAACUACAAGAAACGUCUGACCUCUGUGAUUGCCAACAAGGGUUUUGCCACCAAGUACUAAGUAAUGUUUUGCAGAGGGGUCAAAUACUUAUUUCCCUCAUUAAAAUGCAAAUCAAUUUUUAACAUUUUUGACAUGCGUUUUUCUGGAUUUUUUUGUUGUUAUUCUGUCUCUCACUGUUCAAAUAAACCUACCAUUAAAAUUAUAGACUGAUCAUGUCUUUGUCAGUGGGCAAAUGUACAAAAUCAGCAGGGGAUCAAAUACUUUUUUCCCUCACUGUAUGUAGGUUUUGAGACAAAAGGAUAGAAACUAAGUUAAUAGUAGGUUCUGUGUAUUUUACUGUUUGUAAUUCAAAGAGGCUCUGGCCUGCUGCUAGUUGUUAACCAGCAUUGUUUAAAUUAAUCCUGGCCCUGAUGUAGAAUGAGACACAGGGCUACAGUAUUGGCCUUUCCCAAAGUGGGAGUGUUUGGUGGUGCACUGGCCCUGCCCUGAUCCUGUGGUGGUGUUGAGCCAGUAAUCAUUGGCCUGUAAUCCCCUGGAUUUCAUGGACAGCUCAGUCCUGAUGCUUUGUGGGGAAUAUGGAAUGAAACAACACCACCCAUUACCACAGUGGUCACAUACAGUUAAUCAAAAAUGUCACGGAUUAAGAGUUUGUUUAUUAGCUGUUUGUGUUUUGCCUAUGGUCCAUAUUGGAAUAUAGGUGUAGGGGUAAUGCUGCAUAAGGACGUGCAGCAACGCUGUGCUUUCAAGUAUAAUGCUGUACAGUGUGUCAUGACGUGGAGAUUAAGUGUAAAAAAAAAUGCUGCUACAGGCUUGAAUACAGAAACAGCAGCAUGUACAACUGACUGUACAUUAAAUUUACCUUCCAUUUCUCAGUCUGUUUCCCUGAGCCCUGCUGUUCCUCCGGUGACUGAAGAUGUGGUCAGUCAGGUACUGGAGGGUCCAUGUCUGUCCCAAGACCAUCUGUCUCUGCUAGGGCUGGGAAUUUCCAGGGACCUCACAAUACGAUAUUAUCACGAUACUUAGGUGCCGAUACGAUAUGUAUUACGAUUACCACAAUUUUCACAAUUCUAUAUGUAUUGCGAUUCAAUACUGGGAUUUUAUUGCGAUUCGAUGUUCCAAACAUAUUGCUCACCAUAUGUCUGCUGCAGAGAGACAAGAGAGAGCAUGAGAAAAUUAGUUUUGAUCAGUCAUGGAAAUUAAAGUGCUGAAAACAUGUUGGCUCACUAUUUAAAACUACGUUUUGGUGCAAGUACAGCCAACUUUUUGAUACUUGGAGUCAAAUAUCGAUAUAAUAUCGUCCAAACAUAACUGUAUAAAACAUUUUCCCCAUCACUAGUCUCUGCUCCUGUUGAAGCUCUGGCCAGGGCCCCACUGGUCACCCCAUGUCUAGGACCCAGAGUCUGCACUUCUGUGUAGGGCAGGCUAGGAGCCACUUAGCAACUUUACUGAGGAGAGAGGAAUGAAGAAGCCCUGGAUAGAUACUGUAUGAGGGGCUAUGGAGGACUGAAAUCUAUUCAUCAUUUAUGGGGUAAAUAUAGGCUAACAGACACACACACGUGCAGGUGUGUACCCACAUGCCCAUACAGUGAGGGAAAAAAGGAUUUGAUCCCCUGCUGAUUUUGUAAGUUUGCCCACUGACAAAGAAAUGAUCAGUCUAUAAUUUUAAUGGUAGGUUUAUUUGAACAGUGAGAGACAGAAUAACAACAAAAUAAUCCAGAAAAACGCCUGUCAAAAAUGUUAUAAAUUGAUUUGCAUUUUAAUGAGGGAAAUAAGUAUUUGACCCCCUCUCAAUCAGAAAGAUUUCUGGCUCCCAGGUGUGUUUUAUACAGGUAACGAGCUGAGAUUAGGAACACACUCUUAAAGGGAGUGCUCCUAAUCUCAAUUUGUUACCUGUAUAAAAGACACCUGUCCACAGAAGCAAUCAAUCAAUCAGAUUCCAAACUCUCCACCAUGGCCAAGACCAAAGAGCUCUCCAAGGAUGUCAGGGACAAGAUUGUAGACCUACACAAGGCUGGAAUGGGCUACAAAACCAUCGCCAAGCAGCUUGGUGAGAAGGUGACAACAGAUUAUUCGCAAAUGGAAGAAACACAAAAGAACUGUCAAUCUCCCUCAAUAAAACAAUGGGUAACACACUACGCCGUGAAGGACUGAAAUCCUGCAGCGCCCGCAAGGUCCCCCUGCUCAAGAAAGCACAUAUACAGGCCCGUCUUAAGUUUGCCAAUGAACAUCUGAAUUAUUCAGAGGAGAACUGGGUGAAAGUGUUGUGGUCAGAUGAGACCAAAAUCCAGCUCUUUGGCAUCAACUCAACUCGCCGUGUUUGGAGGAGGAGGAAUGCUGCCUAUGACCCCAAGAACACCAUCCCCACCAUCAAACAUGGAGGUGAAAACAUUAUGCUUUGGGGGUGUUUUUCUGCUAAGGGGAAAGGACAACUUCACCGCAUCAAAGGGACGAUGGACGGGGCCGUGUACCGUCAAAUCUUGGGUGAGAACCUCCUUCCCUCAGCCAGGGCAUUGAAAAUGGGUCGUGGAUGGGUAUUCCAGCAUGACAAUGACCCAAAACACACAGCCAAGGCAACAAAGGAGUGGCUCAAGAAGAAGCACAUUAAGGUCCUGGAGUGGCCUAGCCAGUCUCCAGACCUUAAUCCCAUAGAAAAUCUGUGGAGGGAGCUGAAGGUUCGAGUUGCCAAACGUCAGCCUCGAAACCUUAAUGACUUGGAGAAGAUCUGCAAAGAGGAGUGGGACAAAAUCCCUCCUGAGAUGUGUGCAACCUGGUGGCCAAUUACAAGAAACGUCUGACCUCUAUGAUUGCCAACAAGGGUUUUGCCACCAUGUACUAAGUCAUGUUUUGCAGAGGGGUCAAAUACUUAUUUCCCUCAUUAAAAUGCAAAUAAAUUUAUAACAUUUUUGACAUGCGUUUUUCUGGAUUUUUUUGUUGUUAUUCUGUCUCUCACUGUUCAAAUAAACCUACCAUUAAAAUUAUAGACUGAUCAUGUCUUUGUCAGUGGGCAAACGUACAAAAUCAGCAGGGGAUCAAAUACUUUUUUCCCUCACUGUACAUACUGUACACACACACACACACACACACAAUGUACUAGCUGCAACCCAAACUAAUUUGAAUUUAGUAAGGCAAUUCUAUUAGCUGUUGUUUGAGUUAUGACUCAGUGUAAAUUAUGUUAAACGAUGGAUAAUCUUCAGGAUACACCAGAACGUGUGUCCAGCCAAGUAAAGCCAGACUCUGAGGCUGCUGUACUGUAAAUCCAUACAGAUUUAUAACGCCCGUAUCCAAUGCUCUUAGGAUUCACAACUCCUCUGCAGAAAAUAGGAUUGUGUGUGUGUGUGUGUGUUUGUUUGUGUGUGUGUACAUGUUUUACUAUACUUGUGAUUACCAAAAGUCCUCACAAGAACAGUAAAUCAACUAAAUUUCAGAAAAGUGAGGACAUUUAGGAGUUAGGGGUUAAGGUUAGGGUUAAGGUGAUGGUUAGGGUUAGGGUAAAGGUUAGGGGUUAGGGAAAAUAGGUUUUUGAAUGGGAAUCAAUUGUUGGUCCCCAAAAGGUAUAGUAAGACAUAGCUGUGUGUGUGUGUGUGUGUGUGUGUGUUUUGAGGAAUGAGAAGAGGAGAUCAAAUGUAAAUAUAAUACAGCUGUGUAAAUUGAAGUGGUGUUCUUUUCUUCUUUCUUCUGGACAUUUAGAUUAACAUCACAAUGCUGAGCUUUUGCUGCUGAGGCUCAGCUUCCCACCUUCUAACCGAUUUCCCAGAUUUAUGACAUUACCAGGAUUUCUCCCACCUAAUAUACAAUACUAAAAAAAAUAAAGGGAACACUUUAACAACACAAUGUAACUCCAAGUCAAUCACUCUUCUGUGAAAUCAAACUGUCCACUUAGGAAGCAACACUGAUUGACAAUAAAUUUCACAUGCUGUUGUGCAAAUGGAAUAGACAACAGGUGGAAAUUAUACGCAAUUAGCAAGACACCCCCAAUAAAGGACUGGUUUUGCAGGUGGUGACCACAGACCACUUCUCAGUUCCUAUGCUUCCUGGCUGAUGUUUUCGUCACUUUUGAAUGCUGGCGGUGCUUUCACUCUAGUGGUAGCAUGAGACGGAGUCUACAACCCACACAAGUGGCUCAGGUAGUGCAGCUCAUCCAGGAUGGCACAUCAAUGCGAGCUGUGGCAAGGUUUGCUGUGUCUGUCAGCGUAGUGUCCAGAGCAUGGAGGUGCUACCAGGAGACAGGCCAGUACAUCAGGAGACGUGGAGGAGGACGUAGGAGGGCAACAACCUCAGCAGCAGGACUGCUACCUCCGCCUUUGUGCAAGGAGGAGCAGGAGGAGCACUGCCAGAGCCCUGCAAAAUGACCUCCAGCAGGCCACAAAUGUGCAUGUGUCUGCUCAAACGGUCAGAAACAGACUCCAUGAGGGUGGUAUGAGGGCCCGACGUCCACAGGUGGGGGUUGUGCUUACAGCCCAACACCGUGCAGGACGUUUGGCAUUUGCCAGAGAACACCAAGAUUUGCAAAUUCGCCACUGGCGCCCUGUGCUCUUCACAGAUGAAAGCAGGUUCACACUGAGCACAUGUGACAGACUUGACAGAGUCUGGAGACGCCGUGGAGAACGUUCUGCUGCCUGCAAUAUCCUCCAGCAUGACCGGUUUGGCGGUGGGUCAGUCAUGGUGUGGGGUGGCAUUUCUUUGGGGGGCCGCACAGCCCUCCAUGUGCUCGCCAGAGGUAGCCUGACAUCCAUUAGGUACCGAGAUGAGAUCCUCAGACCCCUUGUGAGACCAUAUGCUGGUGCGAUUGGCCCUGGGUUCCUCCUAAUGCAAGACAAUGCUAGACCUCAUGUGGCUGGAGUGUGUCAGCAGUUCCUGCAAGAGGAAGGCAUUGAUGCUAUGGACUGGCCCGCCCGUUCCCCAGACCUGAAUCCAAUUGAGCACAUCUGGGACAUCAUGUCUCGCUCAAUCCACCAACGCCACGUUGCACCACAGACUAUCCAGGAGUUGGCGGAUGCUUUAGUCCAGGUCUGGGAGGAGAUCCCUCAGGAGACCAUCCGCCACCUCAUCAGGAGCAUGCCCAGGCGUUGUAGGGAAGUCAUACACGCACGUGGAGGCCACACACACUACUGAGCCUCAUUUUGACUUGUUUUAAGGACAUUACAUCAAAGUUGGAUCAGCCUGUAGUGUGGUUUUCCACUUUAACUUUGAGGGUGACUCCAAAUCCAGACCUCCAUGGGUUGAUAAAUUUGAUUUCCAUUGAUAAUUUUUGUGUGAUUUUGUUGUCAGCACAUUCAACUAUGUAAAGAAAAAAGUAUUUAAUAAGAUGAUUUCAUUCAUUCAGAUCUAGGAUGUGUUAUUUUAGUGUUCCCUUUAUUUUUUUGAGCAGUGUAUAAUCUGAUCCACCACAGUAUGUUCAGAUCUCUAUGGCUGCUGCCUACAUUCUCUGUGAUUGGCCCAAAAUAAUGAUCUUGCAGAGAGUGAGAGUGCUGACUCUUUGCUUACUACUCAGGAGGGCCAAUUUGUUUCACAGAGUGUCAGAGUCUGAUCCCGUCUCUGAACUGAACUCUAGACUGCCUCAUCAUCAUCACAUCAGAGGAGAUAGUGUGUGUGUGUGUGUGUGUGUGUGUGUGUGUGUCCUAAUUACAUUUGGUGCAUUAAAGAGAGGCGAGAGGCCAGGGAUCUGGACUGGACUUAUAGAUCCAGCAGAGCAAAGUUAUUAUUACUGCAUCCAGAGGGUUCAGAACAUGCAGCAAAGUUCCACUAAUUCACAUACUACGAGUGCUGAUACAUGCCAGACUGUUUUAGUUCAUGUUUCGACACAUAGACAUUCAUACUGUAACUAUUAUAAUUACAUCAUAUUGUAACUACCCAGUAUAGACAGGUUGGCAGCCAAUGAUCUUUACAGUGGGGAAAAAAAGUAUUUAGUCAGCCACCAAUUGUGCAAGUUCUCCCACUUAAAAAGAUGAGAGAGGCCUGUAAUUUACAUCAUAGGUACACGUCAACUAUGAUAGACAAAUUGAGAAGAAAAAAAAUCCAGAAACUCACAUUGUAGGAUUUUUAAUGAAUUUAUUUGCAAAUUAUGGUGGAAAAUAAGUAUUUGGUCACCUACAAACAAGCAAGAUUUCUGGCUCUCACAGACCUGUAACUUCUUCUUUAAGAGGCUCCUCUGUCCUCCACUCGUUACCUGUAUUAAUGGCACCUGUUUGAACUUGUUAUCAGUAUAAAAGACACCUGUCCACAACCUCAAACAGUCACACUCCAAACUCCACUAUGGCCAAGACCAAAGAGCUGUCAAAGGACACCAGAAACAAAAUUGUAGACCUGCACCAGGCUGGGAAGACUGAAUAUGCAAUAGUUAAGCAGCUUGGUUUGAAGAAAUCAAUUGUGGGAGCAAUUAUUAGGAAAUGGAAGACAUACAAGACCACUGAUAAUCUCCCUCGAUCUGGGGCUCCACGCAAGAUCUCACCCCGUGGGGUCAAAAUGAUCACAAGAACGGUGAGCAAAAAUCCCAGAACCACACGGGGGGAACUAGUGAAUGACCUGCAGAGAGCUGGGACCAAAGUAACAAAGCCUACCAUCAGUAACACACUACGCCGCCAGGGACUCAAAUCCUGCAGUGCCAGACGUGUCCCCCUGCUUAAGCCAGUACAUGUCCAGGCCCGUCUGAAGUUUGCUAGAGUGCAUUUGGAUGAUCCAGAAGAGGAUUGGGAGAAUGUCAUAUGGUCAGAUGAAACCAAAAUAUAACUUUUUGGUAAAAACUCAACUCGUCGUGUUUGGAGGACAAAGAAUGCUGAGUUGCAUCAAAAGAACACCAUACCUACUGUGAAGCAUGGGGGUGGAAACAUCAUGCUUUGGGGCUGUUUUUCUGCAAAGGGACCAGGACGACUGAUCCGUGUAAAGGAAAGAAUGAAUGGGGCCAUGUAUCGUGAGAUUUUGAGUGAAAACCUCCUUCCAUCAGCAAGGGCAUUGAAGAUGAAACGUGGCUGGGUCUUUCAGCAUGACAAUGAUCCCAAACACACCGCCCGGGCAACGAAGGAGUGGCUUCGUAAGAAGCAUUUCAAGGUCCUGGAGUGGCCUAGCCAGUCUCCAGAUCUCAACCCCAUAGAAAAUCUUGGGAGGGAGUUGAAAGUCUGUGUUGCCCAGCGACAGCCCCAAAACAUCACUGCUCUAGAGGAGAUCUGCAUGGAGGAAUGGGCCAAAAUACCAGCAACAGUGUGUGAAAACCUUGUGAAGACUUACAGAAAACGUUUGACCUGUGUCAUUGCCAACAAAGGGUAUAUAACAAAGUAUUGAGAAACGUUUGUUAUUGACCAAAUACUUAUUUUCCACCAUAAUUUGCAAAUAAAUUCAUAAAAGAUCCUACAAUGUGAUUUUCUGGAAAAAAAAAUCUCAUUUUGUCUGUCAUAGUUGACGUGUACCUAUGAUGAAAAUGACAGGCCUCUCUCAUCUUUUUAAGUGGGAGAACUUGCACAAUUGGUGGCUGACUAAAUACUUUUUUUCCCCACUGUACAUAGUCAGUGCAAACUAUUAUAUGUUAUAUAAACAUGCAUUGUGAAUGUAUAUACAGUAUAUUAUACAGUGCCUUCAGAAAGUAUUCACACCCCUUGACUCUUUCCACAUUUUGUUGUGUUACAGCCUGAAUUUAAAAUGGAUUACAUUUAGAUUUUGUGUCACUGGCCUACACACAAUAGCACAUAUUGUCAAAGUGGAAUUAUGUUUUUAGCAAUUUUUAUAAAUUAAAUAAAAAAACUGAAAUGUCUUGAUUCAAUAAGUAUUCAACCCCUUUGUUAUGGCCAGCGGUGAAAGUAAGGCGGUACGGUCCGUUACCGCGUCUCGGCAAAAUAAUUUGUGGGGGUACGCCGUACCAGUAAAACAUGACCCUAUCACAAAAAUUAAAACAAAGUGCCAUGAAAACUGUAGGAUAUUAGACAACUUUUUAUCAUUACCGCAUGUCAGAGGCAUGAAGAAUGUACGAAAACGGGUGGUAUAGCCUAUGCUCCAAAAUGUGAUGUGGUUCGAUGAGAACACUAAGCUUCCCCUAAAGUAAAUUUAAUGAAAUUACCAAAAUUAUAUAACCUAAUUAGCCUACUCCUGUCUAUACAGAAAUAAAUCAAAUCAUAAAAAAUAAGCUACUACACCAGAAAGCAUGAUUUGGCCACAGAGGAUCAUUAACGUAUUGGAAAAGGUUUUACUGUGGAUUAUUUUAAAUCGCAUUGCCUAAAGUCGGAAGGGCCCGCAAUUUGGGCAGCGUGCACAGCAAAUACCAAAUACAUGAUUGUUGAGUUGCGACUAUCAGUGAAAAGUAUUGAGGCCCAGCCAGGCGUAUCACAAUAUUUAAAAAUACAAUCCCUGGAAAACAUAGUUUGGAAAGUAAAUGGCUAUUGCUGUAAAGAGAAGACAAUGAAAAAACUCUAAUCUGUCUUUUAGUUAUCAAAAUUCUCAACUUAAUUGAGCGAACAGUAGGCCUAUAGCCUAUCUUAGGAUAUUGGCACCAGCGGAGAGCAUCGGCCAUAUCCCCGGUGGAUGCGCAUAUUUACUAUUUUAUCAUUGUUGGGUCAGUGCCACUUGAAAGUUUGUUUUUGGACAAUAAUUUCCUCCUCCAGGUUAGAUGGACGUCAUAUUGUAUUUGUGUCUCCCCUUCUCGUAGGCCUAUUAUAUGGAUCAGACAAUGUUACAUUUACAUUUUUAGUCAUUUAGCAGACGCUCUUAUCCAGAGCGACUUACAGGAGCAAUUAGGGUUAAGUGCCUUGCUCAAGGGCACAUCGACAGAUUUUUCACCUAGUCGGCUCUGGGAUUAGAACCAGCAACCUUUCGGUUACUGGUACAACGCUCUUAACCAUUAAGCUACCUGCCGCCCCAUGUUGUUUUUAUUGAUCUGUUUGUCAAAAGUGCCCUCUUUGGCCUCAUGGGUGGAAUGUUAUUAACAUUUUUCAUAAUUUCAUAAUUAAUAAAGAUAUUAUUAUUUUUUACAACGAAAGUCUGGUGUUUCUAUGUCAAACAGUUUUGUUAUAUUUCAGUCUUCUGUGAUGUACAGUGGGGAGAACAAGUAUUUGAUACACUGCCGAUUUUGCAGGUGUUCCUACUUACAAAGAGGUCUGUAAUUUUUAUCAUAGGUACACUUCAACUGUGAGAGACGGAAUCUAAAACAAAAAUCCAGAAAAUCACAUUGUAUGAUUUUUAAGUAAUUAAUUAGCAUUUUAUUUCAUGACAUAAGUAUUUGAUUAAUCAGAAAAGCAGAACAUAAUAUUUGGUACAGAAACCUUUGUUUGCAAUUACAGAGAUCAUACGUUUCCUGUAGGUCUUGACCAGGUUCGCACACACUGCAGCAGGGAUUUUGGCCCACUCCUCCAUACCUUCUCCAGAUCCUUCAGGUUUCGGGGCUGUCGCUGGGCAAUACGGACUUUCAGCUCCCUCCAAAGAUUUUCUAUUGGGUUCAGGUCUGGAGACUGGCUAGGUCACUCCAGGACCUUGAGAUGCUUCUUACGGAGCCACUCCUUAGUUGCCCUGGCUGUGUGUUUCGGGUCGUUGUCAUGCUGGAAGACCCAGCCACGACCCAUCUUCAAUGCUCUUACUGAGGGAAGGAGGUUGUUGGCCAAGAUCUCGCGAUACAUGGCCCCAUCCAUCCUCCCCUCAAUACGGUGCAGUCGUCCUGUCCCCUUUGCAGAAAAGCAUCCCCAAAGAAUGAUGUUUCCACCUCCAUGGUUCACGAUUGGGAUGGUGUUCUUGGGGUUUUACUCAUUCUUCUUCUACCUCCAAACACUGCGAGUGGAAUUUAGACCAAAAAGCUCUAUUUUUGUCUCAUCAGACGACAUGACCUUCUCCAAAUUCCUACCCUGGAUCAUCCAGAUGGUCAUUGGCAAACUUCAGAUGGGCCUGGACAUGCGCUGGCUUGAGCAGGGGGACCUUGCGUGCGCUGCAGGAUUUUAAUCCAUGACGGCGUAGUGUGUUACUAAUGGUUUUCUUUGAGACUGUGAUAUAUUUCUGUAUUUCAUUUUCAAUACAUUUGCAAAAAAGAUGUUUUACUUCUUUUCACAAAAUGUGGAAUAAGUCAAGGGGUUUGAAUACUUUCUGAAGGCUAUGUAUACAGUAUAUUGAUCUGUUGAAUUGCUUGCAGAUUAUGACCUGACUGUCCUUCCAUCCCUCUUUCCUUUCUACUCCCAGAGUAAUGAGAUGCUGGAGCUGCAGCGGAGCAGGAUGAGAGAGGAGAUCAGGGAGUAUAAGUUCAGAGAGGCGCGACUCCUACAGGACUACACUGAGCUGGAGGAGGAGAACAUCACCCUGCAGAAACUAGUGUCCACCCUCAAACAGAACCAGGUCAGCAUCAACAUCAUUACUGUUUAUGGUUUACUGCACAUCAGAGGAGGCUGGUGGGAGGCGCUAUAGGAGGAUGGACUCAUUGUAAUGGCUGGAAUGGAAUGAAUGGAACGGAGUCAAACGUGGUUUCCAUAUGUUUGAUACUGUUCCAUUCAUUCCAUUCCAGCCAUUACAAUGAGCCCAUCCUCCUAUAGCUCCUCCCACCAGACUCCUCUGCUGCACACACAGUACAGCCAGCCACACCUGUCUGUUAGCCAUUAACCUUAUUGUUCACCUCACACACACACAUACACACACACACACACACACACACAGACAGUCAUCCAGUCCCUUCAGGAUUUCGCAGGGAUUUUUUGUGAUAUGUGCGACAAAAAUGCUUUAUUUCGCUGCGGCAAUUCUUACAUUCUGGCAUUUUGCAUGGUCAAAUUUGCAAGCCCUCGCGUAAUAUGCGGGAAUUGUUGAUUUUUCAAAAAUAAAUGCGAUCGCAGAAUCCUGGAGGGACUGGUCAUCAAUACAUCUUACAGUGACUCACACACAGUCAUACCUAAUGAUGUUACUCAAAUGUAGAAUCAGCACAGCCAAGUUCCUUAUUGUCUGACCUUAAAUCAAAUCAAAUCAAAUUUUAUUUGUCACAUACACGUGUUUAGCAGAUGUUAUUGCGGGUGUAGCGAAAUGCUUGUGCUUCUAUCUCCGACAGUGCAGUAAUAUCUAAAUAUCUUAAACCUACUUACAAUGUACUUUACUUAACCCUAUCCUCUAUCUGUGUCCUUCCUGUCCUUUCUGUCUGUCUGUCCUCUAUAUGUGUGUUCCCUUCACUCUAUCUGUCUGUCCCCUGUCCCCUGCUCCUCCUCUCCCCCAGGUGGAGUACGAGGGUCUGAAGCAUGAGAUCAAGGUUCUGGAGGAGGAGACGGUGCUGCUGAACAGCCAGCUGGAGGACGCUCUGCGUCUGAAGGACAUCUCUCAGUCCCAGCUGGAGGAGGCCCUGGACGCCCUGAAGAUUGAGAGGGAACAGAAGAACAGCCUGAGGAAGGAACUGGCCCACCACAUCACCCUCAGUGACAGUGUGUACGGGGCCGGAGCCCACCUGGCUCUCACCGCCACUGUCGACGGGCUCAAAUUUGCCACCGAAGAGGUUGGGAGUAAUGGUACAGCCAUGCCCAAUGGCGCCAACGGGAAUGAGGAUAGCAACGGCCACUGUAAUGGACACCUGGGAUUGGCUAAGAUGAACGCCGACUACCGGCUGCCCAGGAAGGGGGAGGGGCUGCAUGGUCCUGUGUCUGACCUCUUCAGCGAGCUCAACCUGUCUGAGAUGCAGAAAGUCAAAAAGCAGCUGCUUCAGGUGGGUCUCUAGUCUAGAUGAACGUUUGAGAGACAUAGUGUGUUCUUCUCACUACCAUAGCUGAGUCAUUGUUAGCCAGGUCCCAGAUCUGUUUGUCCUGUCUUGCCAACUUCUAUGGUCAUUGUGAUGUUUGGCAUGACAAUGACCAUAGAAGUUGGUAAGACAGCACAAACAGAUCUGGGACCAGGCUAGGUUAUUGUUGAGACAAUGUUCCAGGGAGUUUGUACCAGGGUCUUGUUUUAAUAUCCUUCAUCCGACCACCUUCCUCAUUUGCUCUGAGCAAAUCACUGUGGUUUACUUAGAGAGAAAAAAACAGCGAUUUACACACCCAAUGCAUUAGGAGACUGUUAUCGACCUCCUCUGUCCACAGAACAUUUCAUUAAGGAAUGGGAGUGUCUCACCAGCAUCAUUUGACAACCUAACAACCUGGCCCUCUGAUUACAACCGUCCUGUCAUCUUAGUACUGCAGCCUGCAGCCAACCAAUGACAAGGUGAUGACAUUUUGAGAACAAGACCCCCCCCAUCUUUUAUUCUCUAACAGACCAUAAGUCUGUGACCACGCUCCUUAUGAUUUACCAAUGGCUUUAUAUGACUAGUUUCAGAGCUAUUUUCAACUCAAAAGACUUCCGUCUCAGAAGGGCCAUUGGGGCUGAUUUUGCUGAUUGUGGGGACAUGUAGUAACGCUAGCGGGGGGAGAGUAGAACGGUAGAGUGGAGGAGUGGAGGAGUACGGCGUGUGCCAUGGGGACGCUGUACUGUUUAAGAGAAUGCCUAGCAAUGAAUAGAAAGCUUGCUUAUUGUUCUUGCUCAGGUCAGUGGGGAAAUGAAUGAUUACAUUUGUGGAUCCAAACUUUAUUACUGUAGAGGUUUGAAUUUCUCUUUAAAUGGAUUAAUCACGGAUUAAUUCUCUCUUGGAUUAAUCACGGUUCCAUUAAGUCCCUAAAUUAAACAACACCAGGCUCUUAAUUGCUUUCAGGAGAGGGCGGCUUUAAUUUAUCAUCCUCACUGUGCUGUAAUUUAUAUCUGUUCCCAACAAGCAUUACAUUAAACUCACUCAAUUUAACCUCAAAGGUAACCAUAUAAAAUACGAGAUAAACAUUUAGUAUAAAAAGAAGACAUAAAAGUGGCUUAUAAUUCCUGUUACAUAUCUACUGAGAGGCCUCCACACCUCUUUUUUCUCAUUGGGUGAAAAAUGACAUCUCUGAUGGCUGAUGCUAUGACUAUGCAUACAGAUCAAUGGAUCAGUUCUGUGUAUGAAUUUACAGAUUGAGCUUUGUAUUGUAUCUUUAUCUCUGUCCGUAGAGACGUGUAGAUAACCUGGGACUGUACAGUACCUUUGUAUUUAUAGGGUGUUGUCUGGUCAGAGGACAGAGACACAAAAUGAUAAGACACAAUAUUCUGUUCUUUCAAGCGACCUCCUGCCAGGUAUCACAGGGUGUGGAGUGGAAAUCUCUCAGCUCACCUGAUCUGUGGUGCAGUUCUAAUAGGUGAAAUCUGUGGUCCCAGGUGGCAACCUACACACACACACACACACACACACACACACUAGUCAGACAGGGUUAUUUAUGGGACUAGCGUACUGUACUGCUGAACUAAUUUAAAGUUUCGCUGUUCGACUGCUUCUAAACUUUCUUAAAUAAUUUAUUUUACUUUGUUUCCCUGGGCCUCCUCCAAUUGGGGAUCAAUAGAGAUUCAAAGCCUCAGCGCUCCUCUGAUACGAUGACUGAUCACAAAUACAUUAAACAGUACUGUGUCUGUGGUAAUGCUGGUCUGGUCUGAGUGGUCCUCACCCUGCAGUAUGUCCUCCCGUCCUCUAGGUGGAGCGUGAGAAAUCAAGCCUCCUGAUGAACCUGCAGGAGUCCCAGACCCAGCUGCAGCACAUGCAGAGCGCCCUGACGGAGCAGCACGAGCACGUCCAGCACCUCACCGAGCGUGUCAACACCAUGAAGCGCCUCCACAGUGACAAGGAGAUGGCUGAUGCCCAGGAGUCUGAGAAGCCUAACGGGUUGCCCUCGCCCGGUCACCGCGACUACGAGGUGGACAUACACGGUAUGGACAUCCUGGAGUGUAAGUACAAGGUGGCAGUAACCGAGGUGAUCGACCUGAAGGCGGAGCUAAAAGCUCUGAAGGAGAACUAUAACCAGUGUGUGGAGGGCCAGGGGGAGGAGCGGAGCAGCAGCGAUGGGAAGGUCCAGGCUCUGGACGAGCAGGUCAACCGGCUGGAGCAGAGCUGCCGCGAGGCCGACGAUAGGGUGGCGUGUUUGGAGGCAGAACUACAGACGGCGACGGGUGUGGCCAUAGAGAGCCACAGCAUGCUGAACACGGCGCAGGAUGAGCUGGGGACAUUCAGCGAGGAGCUGGCCCAGCUCUACCACCACGUGUGUCUCUGCAACAAUGAGACGCCCAACCGCGUCAUGCUGGACUACUACCGCCAGAGCCGUAACACCCGCAGUGGCAGCCUCAAGGGCUCUGAGGACCCCCGGGCACUCCUCUCCCCUCGCCUGGCUAGACGCCUCGCCGCUGUCAACGCCGGAUUCUCCGAGGCCCCCCAGAGCCCCAUGGACUCGCCCUCCAAAGAACCCCCCAGUGGGGACAAUGGGACAACAGGGAGGGAGUCACCUGCACCAGGCAGCCAGGGGAGCCCCACCCGCAUCCCCAUGGGCUCCCCGGUCAUCAACGGCACUAAUGGCUCUCCCUCCUCCUCCCCCGUGCCUCCCGAGGCAACUGGAGACCUGCGUAAGGAGCCCAUGAACAUCUACAACCUGAACGCCAUCAUCAGGGACCAGAUCAAACACCUGCAGAGGGCCGUGGACCGCUCCCUCCAGCUGUCUCGACAGAGGGCAGCAGCCCGGGAGCUAGCCCCCUUGUUCGACAAGGACAAGGAGGCCUGCAUGGAGGAGAUCCUCAAGCUCAAGUCCCUCCUCAGCACCAAGAGGGAGCAGAUCGCCACACUCAGACUGGUGCUCAAAGCCAACAAACAGGUGAGCAGAACACUAGGGUUGAGUACCUAUGGUUCCAGAUCUGGGACUAGGCCACUACCUGGGAAUGUCAUCACAUUGUUUUCAGCAUUCUCUAACAGGUUUGAUCAAUGUUCCUUUGCAUAGAGCAUUAAAUUAGACCUGUUUUUAUGGUAGAGAUAUAAAGUCGAAUCCACAUGUUUAUAAUCUGUUAUCUUGAAAUUAACUCACUCUCUAUUCCAGACUGCAGAGGUGGCACUUGCUAAUCUAAAGAGCAAGUAUGAGAAUGAGAAGUGCAUGGUGACAGAGACCAUGAUGAAGCUGAGGAACGAGCUGAAGGCUCUGAAGGAGGACGCCGCCACCUUCUCCUCUCUCAGGGCCAUGUUUGCCACCAGGUGAGGGGCAUUCUGGGAUCUCAUGCAGCUAAUUACAACACAGAUGUGUAAGACUGUGCAAAGAUGAUGAGUUUGAUCUCACAGUGUAUUCCCCGGCUUGCACAACAGUGUUUCUUAGUUUACUGACUAUGUCCCUCUUCCUCUUUCUCUCUCUCUCUCUCUCUCUCUCUCGCUCUCUCUCACUCGCACUCUCACUCUCUCUGUCUCUCUCUGUCUGUCUCGCUCUGACUCUGUCUCUUUCUCUCUGUCUCUCGCUCUCACUCUCUCUCUCUCUUUCUGACUCUCUCCCUCUCUCUAUCUCUCUCUCUUUCUCUCCUAGGUGUGAUGAGUACGUGACUCAGCUGGAUGAGAUGCAGAGACAGCUGGCAGCGGCGGAGGAUGAGAAGAAGACUCUGAACUCCCUGCUCCGCAUGGCCAUCCAGCAGAAGCUGGCCUUGACCCAACGCCUGGAGGACCUAGAGUUUGACCACGAGCAGACCAGGGACCGUGGCCGCGGCACCAAGGUGCCCAAGAUCAAGAGCAGCCAGCCCAAAGUAAGUCGACGAGCCGCUCUCACCGCUCCCCCCAGCCCCACCAUGAUACACAGCCCUUCCUCCACCUGCUCCCAUCCCUUCAACACCUCCAUGACCCUCUGCAGCCCUCCCUCCCUGGAGCUGCCACUGUCCUCCAACCCCUGGUCGGCCACAUCCCAGUUCUCCUCCCUGCCUCCCCUGGGUCACCCCCAGUGGUCCCUAGGCACUCAGACCUUCAUUAUUGACCCAGAGUCGCUGAGUUUAGAGUUCUGUCGACUCGUUAACAGUCGAGACUCCGGUCUGCACUCUACUAGCUCUGCCCCCGCGUCUCCCUACCGCUCACCCAUUCCCAAGACUUGGAAACACUUGUCGCCAGGGUCGGUGAGAACUCGUACACAAAAAGAUGCACCUCGCCCCUCUGCUCUGGCCACAUCUCCCAGCAACCCUGUCCCUCGCGCCUACAGUUCCCAGAUGCCCCAGCCCUGA